Molecule: messenger RNA, 1082 nt
Organism: Populus trichocarpa (black cottonwood)
Lineage: Eukaryota; Viridiplantae; Streptophyta; Magnoliopsida; Malpighiales; Salicaceae
Product: helicase SWR1-like
Exons: 4
Coding region: 160-792 (210 amino acids)
Cellular component (GO): Golgi apparatus
Source: RefSeq, a predicted model, not a curated record
GACAAAAAGCGCGGGAAAACGAAAAAAAGCCAAAAAAAUAAAGAUAUAAAAAAAAUAAAAAAUCCGACACGCGAACCAUUUCACGGCUGUCCACGCAGGGUGAGAAGGAAGCCGAGCUCGUCCGGACUCUCAUUUCGUUCUCGUUUUUCCUUUCUUCCUAUGGCGCCUAGAAAGAAGGCUGAAGAGACGAAAUCGACGUCGUCGGAGAAGCCAGCGACUAGGAGGUCGGCUCGGAUGACUCGGAGCACAGCUAAGCGAUUCAAUGCGAAGCUGACUGAGUUACCGACCGAGUCGGGAAAGAAGAGAAAGCAAGAGAAAGCAGCAGAGAGUAAGGAGAAGAAGGUGAAGACUCAUGUGAAAGAAGAAGCGGAAACUAAGACUUCGUCUUCCUCGGAGGCUGAGGUGGAAGGUAAAGCAGAGGAAGUUGAAGAAGAAGAACCGGAGGCCGACGAGGACGGAACGAAAGAAGAAGAUGCUAAGGAAGAGAGUCCCGCUGGUGAUGCAGUUACUAAGACUAUUGUGAUUGAACAUUGCAAACAGUGCAAUGCAUUCAAGACAAGAGCUAUUCAGGUGAAAGAUGGUCUGUUGAGUGCCUUUCCUGGUAUCUCCGUGUUACUCAAUCCUGAAAAGCCUAGAAGGGGAUGCUUUGAAAUACGGGAAGAAGGUGGGGAAACAUUCAUCAGUCUUCAGAACAUGAAAAGACCGUUUCCACCUUUGAAGGCACUUGACAUGGACCGAGUCAUCUCGGAUAUAAUUGACAGGGUCAGAAGCUCAACCAAUGCAUCUGGAUGAAUCUGGUUGAAUUACAAGAGAGUCCUUUUUUGGGGGGGUUUCAUCGAAAGUUAACCAAGUUAAUCUGGUUCAAUGGUCAAAACCUUAAAAGAGCACUGAUCGUAGGUGUGGAUUAAUGAUUAUGCAUUUCCUAAUUAUUCUUCUGAUUCUGUUAAGGUGAGCCUUACAGCCAUUUUGGAUAUUCUUGAGAAGCUCAUAUGAUGAGCCUGUGCGGACAAGCGGAUUCAUGUUUGUGUAUUUGAAAUGUUUUUACCACAGCUAAUGAAUUCAGGAAAGUGGUUCUUCGGAUC